Molecule: messenger RNA, 1568 nt
Organism: Ceratina calcarata
Lineage: Eukaryota; Metazoa; Arthropoda; Insecta; Hymenoptera; Apidae
Gene: eIF3e
Product: eukaryotic translation initiation factor 3 subunit E
Exons: 9
Coding region: 1-1314 (437 amino acids)
Cellular component (GO): cytoplasm; eukaryotic translation initiation factor 3 complex
Molecular function (GO): translation initiation factor activity
Source: RefSeq, a predicted model, not a curated record
AUGGCGAAAUUCGAUUUGACAUCGCGCAUAGGUCAAUACUUGGAUCGACAUUUAGUUUUUCCACUUUUGGAGUUCUUAUCUGCAAAUCAGAUAUACGAUGAGGUUGAAUUACUUCAAGCUAAGCUCAAUAUUCUUAGCAAAACAAAUAUGAUAGAUUAUGCAAUUGACAUUCGACAACUACUUUAUCCAAACUUAGAGGUGCCAGAGGAAUUAAAAGCUCGACGAGCAGAAGUAUUACAAGAACUUGGUACCUUACAAAAUAAUGUAUCUGUUGUUGUGGCACUUAUGAAUAAUGAAGAUGUUAUGAAGAAGAUGGAGAAUGUACGAGAUUCAAAAUCAUUGAACAAUUGUUUAACAGAAAUAACCGAGUUUAAAGUAGAGAUGAUGGAUAACUUUGUGAAAUUAGCAAAGUAUCGUUAUGAAUGUGGCAAUUAUUCUAUUUCUACAUCAUAUUUGUACUUUUACAUGCUUAUAAUGCCACCAACUGAUAAGAAUUAUUUAAAUGUACUUUGGGGUAAAUUGGCAUCAGAGAUCUUAAUACAAAACUGGGAUACUGCAUUGGAAGAUGUGAACAAGUUAAGAGAAUACAUUGAUAGCAAUGUCAUAGGAAAUUCUCUUCAAGUAUUACAACAAAGGACGUGGCUCAUUCACUGGAGCUUAUUCGUGUUCUUCAAUCAUAUGAAAGGCAGAGAUUUAAUCAUAGAAAUGUUCCUUUAUAGACCCCAUUAUUUAAACGCUAUUCAAACGAUGUGUCCUCAUAUAUUGAGAUAUUUAGCUACUGCUGUCGUCGUUAAUCGUUCUAGGCGAUCUAUAUUGAAAGAUUUGGUCAAAGUAAUACAACAGGAGUCUUAUACGUAUCGUGAUCCCAUUACGGAAUUUUUAGAACACUUAUACGUGAAUUUUGAUUUUGAUGGAGCAAGACAAAAGCUACAAGACUGUGAAACAGUUCUAUGUAGUGACUUUUUCCUAACUGCAUUACACAGUGAAUUUGUAGAAAAUGCUCGCUUAAUGAUUUUCGAGACAUUCUGUAGAAUACAUCAAUGUAUAAGUAUUGGAAUGCUUGCAGAGAAACUUAAUAUGGAAACAGACAUAGCGGAAUGUUGGAUUGUCAAUCUAAUCCGUAAUGCACGGUUAGACGCGAAGAUAGACAGUAAGUUGGGGCAUGUUGUAAUGGGUGGACAGCCUGCAUCGCCGUAUCAACAAUUAGUUGAAAAAAUUGAAACCCUAAGUGUUCGAAGCGAGGCGCUAGAAAACUUAAUUGAACGUAAACUAAAAGCUAAGAAUCAGGAUUCUGCAAAUAUAAUGUGGAACUAACUGAGUACUAAACGUCUUGGAAUCUGGUUUUGUGACAUCAAAAAGCAAAAAAGGGCAGAUAAUUCAAACUGAAUCUGUAAGCCGAAUACACGACAGUGAAAUAAUUCAAUUCUACGUAUGUAAGGUGAAACCAGAAUUAAGACCGUGAAAUGAAUAUAUUUUUAUUCAUAAACUUUUUGUUAUAAAGUAUUGCAUGAGUAAAAAUAUAUUGGUUACAAUACUGCAUAAAUAUACGUGUAUACAUUACAACGCAA